ACGCAUUUUCCUCUGAAUAGAGUAGUUAUAACAAUAGGCAGAGUAAACUCGUCCAAAUGGUAGUGUCAAAAGUGAGAGUAAAAAAGUGAGUGUCAACAUUUCAGUGUAAAUCUAUUUUUCUCUUGAUAGAGAGGUUAUAACAAUAGGCAGAGUAACUCCUCAGACAAAAUAACUCUGCAGGGUGAUGAUUCCCCGCGAAAAUUCUAGAACCGGAGCUGGAGCUGGCAUGGCAUGUUGGAAGUCGUUUCUCUCCCUGCGUGAAAAUGCUGUUGCGUGUCUCAUUUGGUGGAGUGCAGAAGUACAUAAAGAUGCUUGAACUGACGUUUGAUGAUUUCUUGAGAGAAGUGAGUUUGAAGUUCAACAUCCCCGAAGACAGAUGGUUGGACCUCAAAGUUUAUGACCAGUCUAACACAGAGGUAGACGCCGAGGUUUUUGAGGAGCUCGUAAAAGAGUUCCAUGGACCUUUCCUAGUUUCAUUGGCCAAUGGAGCACCUGGUAACCCUCAGUUCACAUCAUCUCCAGGGUCUACUGCAUCUGACGACACAGUGAUCCUCAACUUCUCCCUGCUUGAGCCAGCUGAGGAACCCCUUGAGCCAGCUGAGGAACCCGUUGCAGCCCAAGGCAGUCAACCUAAAAGGCCUUGCCGCAUCAACUAUGAAGCAAAAACUCUGAUUGAAAAAAUCCUGACUACAAAGCCUGGAGGUGACCGUAUCAUCGAGGAGUAUGCGAAAACAAAAUCAAUCACAGAUUCAACCAGAAGACGGCUCAUCAACAUACUUGCUGCAGAAAUGACGGAAACACAUGGGACCUCGCCGCCGCGGAGUGUGAAAGUGAUGUAUGCACAGGGGAUUAUUGCUCUGUUUCCAUAUCUUGAAGACCCAUACUCACAGAAUGGCUAUGAACACUACUACGAUCCGGAAAGUGGUUCAGGAUACAUUGCAUGGCGGUUGAAGACAAUGAAAGGCUUCUGA
Molecule: messenger RNA, 971 nt
Organism: Engraulis encrasicolus (European anchovy)
Lineage: Eukaryota; Metazoa; Chordata; Actinopteri; Clupeiformes; Engraulidae
Exons: 7
Coding region: 264-971 (235 amino acids)
Source: RefSeq, a predicted model, not a curated record